Drosophila novamexicana is the source of this 1132-nucleotide messenger RNA. RefSeq names its product potassium voltage-gated channel protein Shaker-like. The coding region runs from base 1 to 561 and encodes 186 amino acids. Gene Ontology annotation, biological process: potassium ion transmembrane transport. Lineage: Eukaryota; Metazoa; Arthropoda; Insecta; Diptera; Drosophilidae. Gene Ontology annotation, cellular component: voltage-gated potassium channel complex. The transcript has 3 exons. Gene Ontology annotation, molecular function: delayed rectifier potassium channel activity. The record is from RefSeq and is a predicted model, not a curated record.
AUGCAAAUGAAAAUGCAAAUGCAAAUAUUAAUGCAAAAUGCCAAAUGCAAAAUGCAAAAUAGGCCCGUCGGCUUCUGGGGCAAAAUUGUCGGCUCUUUGUGCGUGAUCGCUGGUGUGCUGACAAUCGCACUGCCGGUACCGGUUAUCGUCAGUAAUUUCAAUUACUUCUAUCACCGCGAAACGGAUCAGGAGGAGAUGCAGAGCCAAAAUUUCAACCACGUUACAAGUUGUUCAUAUUUACCUGGUGCACUAGGUCAACAUUUAAAAAAAUCCUCACUCUCCGAAUCGUCAUCGGACAUUAUGGAUUUGGAUGAUGGCAUUGAUGCAACCACACCAGGUCUGACUGAUCAUACGGGCCGCCACAUGGUGCCAUUUCUGAGAACGCAGCAAUCGUUUGAGAAGCAACAGCUGCAGCUCCAACUACAGCAGCAACAGCAGCAGGGACUUCAGCAGGGACAGCUGCAGCAGCAGCAACUCGGCCAGAACGGCCUAAGGAGCACAAAUAGCCUACAGCUAAGGCAUAAUAACGCAAUGGCCGUCAGUAUUGAAACCGACGUCUGACUACUAGUCAAACAAAUGGAAUACAGACGAAACUUGCGCAGUGAAAUGUUACGUUGGAUGCCAGAAACGUCAUCAAAAGCAGUCUAAUCUAGAAUUUUAUUAAUAAUAAAUAAAUAUUAAAGUAAUAAUAAUAAAAAUAAUUAUAGUAAGCAGCGUAGUUGUAAAUUAAACAGCAAAUGUAAAACAAACUACACACAAACACACACACACACACACACACACGGACAGAUACACACACAAAGUAGCUUGAUAAAGUAGCUAAAUGUCAAAGCGAUAGUUUUUUUUUAAUACUCAAUUUCGGCGGCAACAAUUUACACAGCUGCUCAAAGGAGACCAUGACACACACACACACACACAAACAAAUACACUCACACACACAGAGAGAGAAGUAAACAAAUUGAAGAAAAAACAAAACUCAACUUAAUACCUAUGUUCAAAUUUAGCAAUUAACAACUAACCAUCGUUAUAGUCAAGAAACAACGCGAUGAAGAAUGAGAACGAGAACAAAAACAAAACCAAAAAUGAGAAUUAUCUUAGUAGUCGAAUCUAAUUGGAGUUUCUUCCUUUCUUU